Messenger RNA from Brassica oleracea var. oleracea, 948 nucleotides. RefSeq lists its product as uncharacterized. The transcript is spliced from 4 exons. The record is from RefSeq and is a predicted model, not a curated record. The coding region runs from base 1 to 948 and encodes 315 amino acids. NCBI's taxonomy places the organism in Eukaryota, Viridiplantae, Streptophyta, Magnoliopsida, Brassicales, Brassicaceae.
AUGUCGGGUUUGCGCAUUAAUGUAGCUAAAUCUACCCUCUUCGCCUCCGGUAGUAAUCUGAGCCCUCUUCUAGAUGCAGCAGUGGCUCUUCGUAUUGGAGUAGGAACGUUACCUAUCUGUUACUUGGGUAUGCCAUUGACUGCAAAAUCCCUUACUAGCCAUGACUACGAACCAUUGAUAGACAAGAUCAGAGGGAGGAUGCUGUGCUGGUCUAACAGAGCUCUCUCGUUUGCAGGAAGGAUCGCCUACAAAAAAUCACAAGGCAAAGGUGAGCUGGGAGGAUCUUUGCUUCCCAAAGGAAGAGGGUUGAUUAGGGAUCCGAAAGCUUCGGGAUUCAGCCAAGGCAUUUACUAUGAAGCUCAUACGGCGAAUUUUCACACAAUCAUCUUCUCUUUGGGAGCAACUGGCACCACUUAUCUUGGGGUUCAGCGACAUGCUAGAGUAUGUGAUGCAGUAAAUUUGGAAGGUUGGACUAUUAGAGGGCAGAGAUGUCGACGGUUUCAGGAGCUGUAUCGCAACAUCUUGGCGAUUACACCUUCCAAACCUGAGAAUGGUGCUGAUAUAGUACUAUGGAAGCAUGCGGAUGAAGACUAUCUACCUACAUUCUCAGCAUCAAAAACUUGGGAUCAAGUGCGGGUUAAAGGGAUAAAGUUGAGUGGAGCAGAGUGGUUUGGCUACCUCAAGGAGUUCCAAGUUUGGGAAGUUCUUGCGUGCCGGCUUGUUGGAAAUGAAAUUAAUCCAGAUUGGCAGUGGACCAUCACACGGCUGCAGCGUAUGAGAGAUAAGGAGUUGGAUACUAUCCUUGCACGGCUGCUGUUUCAGAGCAUGGUUUACCAUGUGUGGAGAGAGAGGAAUGUUAGACGCCAUCAGCAGCCUGCGAUGAGCACUGAUCAGAUGAGAAGAAGGAUUGACAAAGUCAUGAGAAAUAGGAUUGUCUCCCUUCGAUAA